Molecule: messenger RNA, 1035 nt
Organism: Penaeus vannamei (Pacific white shrimp)
Lineage: Eukaryota; Metazoa; Arthropoda; Malacostraca; Decapoda; Penaeidae
Source: RefSeq, a predicted model, not a curated record
CUGGAGAUUCGUUCUUGUCGGACGUAUUUUGUGUGUACGUGUGUUAAGCUCUUUGUAGGCCAGAAGGCAACCCAACAUGGACGCCCUCAUCGGCAGUGAAGAAUUUUCCAUGAUGAGAAGCCUCGCGGACGAAGCCAGGUUCUUCGUCUACGCUUACAACACCACGACCCUCGUCACCACGGCCGGCUUGGCGCUGGGCAUCUUCUUCAUCAUCACGGCAUUGGUUCUGUACUUCUACUACUACUCGACUACUACAACCGGAAGGGCGGGGGGAGAGUGGGAGUACUCAGGUAACGACUACAGCAGGUACGACUACGUAGCAGACAUCCUGGGUUACUUAGAGAAAGCUUUCAUCGACUACGGCGUGGAGCAGGAGGAGUGUCGCCGGCGCCUGGUGUGUGAGGCUCACCUGCCCAACGCUCACUUGGUCAACAAGCCCGUGGUGGACACGCUCACCCAUCUUGUGAGCCAAGUGACAGACGAGGACGUGGCAGCAGCACACGCCCAUGACGCCGCCGCCGCACAGAACAUACAGCUGGCAGCUCGACACGGCCUAGAUGAACACGAUUGCCAGACGUACGAGGAAACGUGUCCGCAUGUCGCGCUAUCAAGUGUAGUUCACAAUGUGCGCUAAAAGGAAAGAAAGAAAACAGAAAUUGUUGUAUCUUCCAACUAGGUCAUUAUCAUAGCUUAACGCCGUAGCAAGGAGAUUGUUCUGAAGUUGUUUUUCAAACUUCCUUUUCUUCGUUCUUUCAUCUCCCUUCCUAUCUUUACGGUGGAAGGAAAACUUACUGCUCAAAAUUUAGAAUUUUAAAUGAAUAUCCGGAAAUCUUGAUCAAACUCGUCAUCUUAAUCGCAGUGAAAACACACUGAAAAUUAUGCAGCGCCAAGAGGACUGAAAAUUCUUUUUUGUUAGUGUUAUGUUGCGCUGUAUGAGAUACAGUCCUUUUUUGACUUUCUAUCCACCUUCCCUAUCCUACUUCUCUACCCCUGGCUAACCUACCCAUCCCUCCCUCCCCUCCCCUCCCCUCCGCA